AUGUCAACCGAAAAGAAAGGUCGUGGUCGCCAAAAGAUCGAGAUAAAAAAGAUGAGCAAUGAGAGCAACCUGCAAGUGACUUUCUCCAAGCGCCGUAGUGGUCUCUUCAAAAAAGCUAGUGAGCUUUGUACUCUUUGUGGUGCAGAAGUUGUUCUUAUUGUUUUCUCACCUGGUGAGAAGGUAUUUUCGUUUGGUCACCCUAAUGUUGAUACGGUCAUUAACCGUUAUCUCUCGCGGGUCCCACUCCAACACAAUGGAACUAUGCAAUUCAUUGAGGCUCAUCGCAAUGCUAACGUGCGUGAGCUCAAUGAAGCCCUCACUCAAGCCAAUAACCAACUCGACACUGAGAAAAAGCAUGGCGACGAGCUAAGCCAUUUGCGUAAGACGACCGAGGCUCAAUUUUGGUGGGCUUGUCCUAUUGAUGUGAUGAGUAAGGCUCAACUUGAAGUUUUCAAGAAAGCUUUGGAGGAGCUGAAGAAACUUGUUGCUCAACAUGCAGAUAUGAUUGUGAUUCAAGGUGCACCUACCCAAACCCUUCCAAUUUUUGUUGGAAAUGCUUCUACCUCUAAUAACGCUAUCCAUCCUCAUCAACGACAAGUUCAAAUGUAUCCAUCUCAAUAUUUUCAAAACCCUAUGAUGCAACCCCAUUGGUUUGGCUUCAACAAUACGGGAGGAGGAUAUGGGCCCACCGAAUUCUUUUGA
This is a messenger RNA of Cicer arietinum (chickpea), 702 nucleotides long. Its product is annotated as agamous-like MADS-box protein AGL62. Gene Ontology annotation, biological process: positive regulation of transcription by RNA polymerase II. Gene Ontology annotation, molecular function: protein dimerization activity; DNA-binding transcription factor activity, RNA polymerase II-specific; RNA polymerase II cis-regulatory region sequence-specific DNA binding. The record is from RefSeq and is a predicted model, not a curated record. NCBI's taxonomy places the organism in Eukaryota, Viridiplantae, Streptophyta, Magnoliopsida, Fabales, Fabaceae.